This is a messenger RNA of Rhizophagus irregularis DAOM 181602=DAOM 197198, 789 nucleotides long. The record is from RefSeq and is a predicted model, not a curated record. Lineage: Eukaryota; Fungi; Glomeromycota; Glomeromycetes; Glomerales; Glomeraceae.
UUUUUUUUUAAAAAAAAUACUUUUUUUAUAAAUACACAGCAUAUUUCGGGAAAAAAUAUUUUUUUUUUAAAAAAAAACAAAAAUGAUAAAUCCAAAAAAUUUAAUUCUAUAUAUAACUUUUUUUCAAAUCAUUGUUAAUAUAAAUUGUCAACAAUAUGUUCCAAAAGGAAGAGUUUUUCAUACAUCAACAUUAAUAGGAACGAGAAUAUAUUAUCUUGGCGGUCAAAAUAAUGAAAGCCUUUUAACAAAUGAUUUCUUCUAUCUUGAUAUUUCAAAAUCAUUUAAUAAAACGAAAGAUUCAUUACCAUUUGUAAAUGUAACUUUGGGUGGUUCAGUACCAAGACAUUAUGGAGCAGCAACUACCGUUUUUGGUAAAUCAAAAAAUUCGAUUUUCUUUUUUAGUGGAGAUAUAGGUGCUCUUCAAAAUACGAUACAGUUAAUAUAUACGCUUGAUACAACACAAUCACCGUUAACAUGGAAAAAUAUGGCAGUUUCUGAAAAUGAGGUUGAAAGGAGAAGAUUUUUGAGCGCAGUUACGGAUAAUAAUAACAAUGUAUAUCUUUUUGGAGGUGGAGGAGGCGGAAAAUUUGGUGAUACUCAAUACAUACGUUAUAACACAACGAAUAUUUUUGAUAGUACUAAAAAUAUUUGGACUCAUGGUACAAUCGAUAAUACAUUACUUAAAAGAGAAGGACAUACUGCCACUUUUUUACCUGAUACUAGCGAAAUAGUUUAUAUUGGAGGAUGUGGUAAUAAUGGAUUAAUAGAUAUAACUAAUGCACGUAAACU